Messenger RNA from Candoia aspera, 2052 nucleotides. Its product is annotated as hydroperoxide isomerase ALOXE3-like. The record is from RefSeq and is a predicted model, not a curated record. Bases 1 to 2052 code for a protein of 683 amino acids. Gene Ontology annotation, biological process: lipoxygenase pathway; hepoxilin biosynthetic process; arachidonate metabolic process. NCBI's taxonomy places the organism in Eukaryota, Metazoa, Chordata, Lepidosauria, Squamata, Candoiidae. Gene Ontology annotation, molecular function: oxidoreductase activity, acting on single donors with incorporation of molecular oxygen, incorporation of two atoms of oxygen; protein binding; iron ion binding. The transcript is spliced from 14 exons.
AUGGCACAAAAUGGAACUUUCCAGGGCCAGCCAAGCAAACCGGUGAUCUACAAGGUUCAAGUGACGACGGGGCAAGGUCUUUUGACUGGCACUUUUGAUUCGAUCUCCAUCACCUUGGUGGGCACCGGUGGAGAAAGCCCCAAGGGCCUUCUGAACCAGGCUGGAAUGAGCUGCUCUCAAGGAUCGGUGCAUAAAGUGGACAUCCUGUGCGAUCACGAGCUGGGACCCAUCCUUCUGAUUCUCCUGCAUAAGGAACCCUAUUCGUGUUUUCCCCAGAGCAGCUGGUAUUGCAAUGCCGUCCAGGUGACGUCCCCACAGGGGGAGGACUAUACCUUCCCCUGUUACCAGUGGAUUGAGGGUUACUGUACUGUCGCUUUCAGAGAAGGAAAAGCUUACACAUCUUCAGACGAUACUCACAGUCUUCAGCGGAGGCAUCGCCAGGAAGAGCUGCAAGUGAAACACAGCAAAUAUGGGUGGAAGGAAUACCUCCCGGGUAUACCCUGGUGUGCUGAUAUCGACACCAUAGCCACAACGGAGUACAACAUUCAAUACUCCUUCCCCAAGUCAACUGCCUUUUUCGGGCGUGGGACGACUGCCCUGUUUGAGGCCAAAAUGAAGGGGUUCCUCGACAAACCUUAUUCCUGGGAGAGGCUGGAGGACAUUCGCAAGAUCUUCUGGUUCUACCACACUCCCGUCUCAGAGCACGUGUUUAAGCACUGGAAAGAUGAUGAUUUCUUUGGGUACCAGUUUCUGAAUGGAAUCAACCCCAUCAUGAUCCAGAAAUGCACCAAGAUCCCGGAAAAUUUCCCCGUCACCCAGGAGAUGGUGAUUGGGACUUUAGGGAGAUCUACAACACUCAAGGAAGAGCUGAAGAAAGGAACCAUAUACUUGGUAGACUACAAGGUCCUGGAGAACAUCCCCACAGUUUUACUGAACAACAAGCAGCAGUAUGUUGCCGCUCCCCUCUGUUUGCUCCACCAGAAGCCCAGCGGAGAAGUCCUUCCUCUGGCUAUCCAGCUCAGCCAGCACCCUGGUCCUCAAAGCCCCAUUUUCUUGCCCACCGACAAAGAGUGGAUCUGGACCUUAGCCAAGACCUGGGUGCGCAACUCCGAGUUCCAUACCCACGAGGUGAUUGCCCACCUCCUCCGCAGCCACCUGAUGGCCGAGGUCUUCACGGUGGCCACCCUGAGGCAGCUCCCAAUGUGCCACCCGUUGUACAAGCUUCUGAUCCCUCACCUCCGUUAUUCCAUCCAUAUCAACGUGUUGGCGAGGACUUACCUGAUCAGCCAAGGAGGCACCUUUGAUAAGGCCAUUGCCAUUGGGCGCCAGGGAUUGGCUGUGCUUCUACAGAAAGCCAUGGAUGGCCUGACUUACACCCACCUUUGCCUUCCGGAUGACAUCGAGGCCCGGGGCGUGGGCUCCCUGCUGCAUUACUACUACAGGGACGAUGGCCUGAAGAUCUGGGAUGCCAUCAAAAGCUUUGUCUCUGGCAUCGUUGGCAUCUACUACAGAAAUGAUUCCUCUGUCCAAAGUGACGGCGAACUUCAGGCCUGGGUGGGCGAGGUCUUCGCCAAAGGGUUCCUGAGCAAAGAGGCGUCAGGAAUUCCUUCCUCCCUCCGUUCUGUCCCAGAACUCAUCAAGUUCCUGACCAUGGUGAUCUUCACAUGCUCAGCUUACCACGCCGCAGUGAAUGGUGGGCAGUUUGAAAUGGGGGCGUUCAUGCCCAAUCUGCCUUCCUCCAUGAGGAAGCCCCCGCCCCAGAUGAAAGCCACCAUCACCCUGGAAGAGUUCCUGGACACCAUCCCUGAAAUGAAUGUGACCAGCCAGGUCCUCUCCGUCCUCUGGGUCCUGCGCAGCGAGGCAUUCGACAUGAAAUCGCUGGGCUCUUACGACGAGGAACACUUUGUUGAGGAAGCCCCAAAGCUGCUGAUAACAGCUUUCCAGGACGACCUCGCCCACAUAUCGGAGGUGAUCGAGACCAGGAACAAGGCCCUAACACUGCCUUACACCUACCUCUACCCACCCAAUAUAGAAAACAGCACGACGAUAUAG